Messenger RNA from Salarias fasciatus (jewelled blenny), 2047 nucleotides. It is a transcript of the gene vamp4, whose product is annotated as vesicle-associated membrane protein 4. Gene Ontology annotation, biological process: Golgi ribbon formation; vesicle-mediated transport; SNARE complex assembly. The record is from RefSeq and is a predicted model, not a curated record. NCBI's taxonomy places the organism in Eukaryota, Metazoa, Chordata, Actinopteri, Blenniiformes, Blenniidae. Bases 376 to 837 code for a protein of 153 amino acids. The transcript is spliced from 9 exons. Gene Ontology annotation, cellular component: trans-Golgi network; SNARE complex; membrane.
CUCCUCCUCCGGCUGUUUGUGUUGCUUUCCUGGUCAGCUGAGAGCGGACGGAGAGUAGACUGGAGCCUGGCUGUCAUCCACGAUGACCACCGUGUCUCACCACCCAGGAAGCCUUUGAAAUUAAAUCAGAAGACACGCCGUGGAGCCGCUUCUAGCAUCUAAAACCUCUGGCUCGGUCCCGCUGUGUGUCAAGGAGCUGACCGGCUUCGGUCGUCCGGAUCUGGGAGAUCUGCCUCCUGCAUCUCUCCUCUGUCUCUUGGAAAGCUCCCUCCUCCUCUCCUCUCUUCUUGUGGCCACUGAAAGGCCCUUUAUUUUCCACUGCUGUGCCAAAAAAGGGACCCUGACAAAAUCCACAAUCGGACCCACCUGGAUUCAAUGAGGGAGCCAGACCAGGAGGAGCAGCCUGAAGAAAACAUGCCCCCUAAGUUCAAGCGACACCUCAAUGACGAUGAGGUUACGGGAUCCAUUCGCAGCGAGAGGAGAAACCUCUUGGAGGAAGACUCUGAUGAAGAAGAAGAUUUCUUUUUGAGAGGACCCACAGGACCCCGAUUUGGACCUCAGAAUGAUAAAAUUAAGCAGGUGCAGUCGCAGGUCGAUGAGGUGAUCGAUGUGAUGCAAGAGAACAUCUCCAAGGUGAUCGAGAGAGGCGAGCGUCUCGACGACCUGCAGGACAAGUCAGAGAGUCUAUCGGACAAUGCAUCCGCCUUCAGUAGCCGAGCCAAACAGCUGCACAGGAGGAUGUGGUGGAGAGACAUGAAGAUGAAGAUGAUUAUUGCAUUGAUAGUUGUUGCUCUCCUGCUCAUCAUCAUCAUUCCAGUGAUUAUUCGGUACCACUAGUGACUGAUGAGGUGGACGGGGGAGAACCUUCCUUUGCACACUGUCCUUCGAUCCAGCUAGGGGGCGCCAGCCAGCUUCCCACUCCCCUCUUCAGUGCCAGCAGCUUCUUGUAUCUGGCCUGUUCUCACCCCUCUCAGUUCAGAUCUUAUCAUUGUUUUUCCCACAUACAUCUGAUGUGAGAUCAGUGCUAAGGCUCACUUUCAUCCCUGGCUGGAAAUGAAGGGGGAAAGAGUGGAGGGAGGUGUCUCACUGCAGAUAGGAGGAAGAUGUUUGCUAGCUGAUGUGAAGGAUUGAUCCAUUCCAUGAUACAUAUCACGUGCCGGGCUCUGGCUUUUGGUCCUUCACACUGCAUCACAUAGGUAGACUGUAAAGGCAGGGAAUCUUCACAAACUUCCUCUCGUAGUAUUUAUAGGUAAUGUGAAUCUGCUGCAGGGGUCUCGUAUAAGGAGGCCGCACCGUCCAGCAGAUGAACCUCUGAUUUCCACCUGUGAGCCCACUUUGAGAAUGUUCUAAAAGGAACACUUCAUGAAUCAAAACAUCUGAGCCUCAUCUGUCUCAUCCAGUGUUUUUUUUUCUCCUCCUUUCCAUCAAAGAAGAGCUUUGACAGAAAACUGAUUUCACUCUUCGGUUCUGUUUCCUGCUCACGACGGAUGAUCGGAAAAAGGGAACUAGAGAGGUGUUUUGUCAAUGUCCUGCUUUUAACCAUCAUUCUCCAUUCAUACAUCACCCCAGCUUGUUGUGCAGAGUCAGGUUAACAAUGUCAGACCCCAAAACACUGGUUUAUGAACGUCUCCGCACCACGCUGUACCUCUGAACUUCCUGCUCAGUGGUGUCGAGCUCUGGGUCAGUUUGGUCACGGUUGCCCUACUUUCCUACUGCACCGUCUUUCACUCUGCAGAUGUUUGAUUUAUGACUGCUUCUGUCUUUCUUUCGGUAUAUUUGGGUUUUUAUCUCAACUAUGUGAAGCUUUUCAAUAAUACUGGUGUUGCUACUGAAGGGCGGUUUAUCUCUUUGUGAUGGUGCAUUUGAAAGGGACGGUUUGCCACCUUUGGUUAGAGCCUGAGCUGUGAAACAAACAUAGGUGUAAGUUGUGUCUAGAUUCAAUCUACAUUGUUAAUUUGUUAUUUUUGAUGUAAUUUAUUUCAGCUGUAAAUACUGAUCUUCUUUUUUUUUUUUGGCUCUGAAAUAAAAUGAUUUCAAAGGGUACUUG